Molecule: messenger RNA, 2383 nt
Organism: Petromyzon marinus (sea lamprey)
Lineage: Eukaryota; Metazoa; Chordata; Hyperoartia; Petromyzontiformes; Petromyzontidae
Product: proactivator polypeptide-like 1
Biological process (GO): regulation of lipid metabolic process; epithelial cell differentiation involved in prostate gland development; prostate gland growth
Source: RefSeq, a predicted model, not a curated record
GAGGCGUACAUAAGGGCUGGGUCACAACCUGCUCUAAACUCACUCUCCCUCACGCACACACUCCCACAUACGCGUAUUUCAAGGCUGGUGUCUGUGGUGACAAGUCCAACAUCAAUGGCCAUCCUACACAUUGCAGCAAUCCUCUGCGUGGCGUAUGCUGGGAGCUCCCUUGCCGUUCCCCCGUACGCAGCGGUGUGCAGCAAUGGGCCGGACGCCUGGUGCCGUGAUCUGGACACGGCGGUGCAGUGCGGCGCCGUCGGGAUCUGCCUGCCUGUCUGGAAAGAGAAUGGAUUCGUGUGCGAGUUCUGUGAAGCGUUCAUGGUUUCCCUCGACAGCAUUUUGAAAGACCCUAAAACCCAGGCUGACGUGAAGAACGACCUGGACAUGGUGUGUGAGCUGUUGGUGUUUAGCACUCUACGUGCAGACUGCCACGAGGCUGUCGAAGAGUUCUUGCCCAAGGUGUUCUCUUAUCUAAAGGGCCUCCUGGCUGAUCCCAAGAAAGCGUGCAGUACCCUGUACCUAUGCAGCACGGAUGGUGAACUGGCUCUGCGAGGUACCCCAAUCCCACAGCUCAAAGAGCUGAACGUGACAUGCAAGCUGUGCAAGAAUGUAGUGGCAGCGGUUCAUGACACAUUGACUGAUCCUGCCACGAAGAAGGACAUUGGUGGAUACGUCGAUGCUGUCUGCAAGAUGAUGACCUUCCAGCCACUUGCAAACAAAUGCAAGCGCCUUGCCGACAAGUACCUGCCCGUGCUCUUCAACUACAUCGACAAAAACCUGGUGCCGGAUAAAGUCUGCAAGGCGUUGAGGUGGUGCCCUUCAAAGCAAGGGAUUGGGUUUGCUUGCAACGAGAUGCCCUCCUGCCAAGACUUGGAUGACCCCAUGUGCCAUGCGUGUCGCACUCUGGAGAAAGCCCUGAGCCUCUCGCUCCUGAAUCUGGUCUUCCCAGCCCAGGAGAACCUUGUCUUGGCUGACUGGACCCCAAUGAACUCGCUGCAGAAGGAAUACUCUAUUGUGGAUAUGGUGAGCCAGAUGGUGGCUAUGGUGCUGCCCUUACAUUGCCUGCAGGGGCCCUCCUACUGGUGUCGGUCCACAGACACCGCCAACAUCUGCAAUGCCAUGGAGCACUGCACAGAAAAGGUGUGGGGAUCUACUUAUCCCUGAAUAUAUUUGUCCUGGUGUGACCUAAAUGUCUGCCAUUGAAAACCGAUCACCUUUUGAAAUGUAUAAUUAGUAUUCCAUUAUGGCUUUGAACGCUCAAAUGUGCAUUUAACUAUUAUGAACACCACUGGUGAUUUGAUGCGGUGGUUGCCGGCCCCCUCUCGCUUCAUCACGAACUACAUUCUGUUGUGCAGUACACCCAAAACUACAGGAAUCCGCCCCAGUUAUAAGAUGCCACAUUACGUGUCCUUUUGCAUAUACAUCACUCAUUGGAGAACAUCGAUCGUAAUGUUUUGCAUAGGCUUUUUAUGGCAUAAUAAUAAUUGUCCACUAUCUAGGAACGCACGUGGUAAAAUCAUUUUGUGAUGUAAUGCUGCACUGUGUAUCGCCAAAAAAUCCCUCCACCCCCAUGAUCAGCCUGGGGUCUGCCAGUCCGCCAUUUUUAUAUGGGCAUUGUGCAUGCACGAUAGAAAUGCUGCAUAGCAUGAGGUUAUAAAUUGAAAAAUAUUAAAGGGUUUGGAAAGGAGUGGUAAAUGAUAGUGCCUCCCUGGAGUAAAAUCGAUUUUGCCAGCAUUCUUGGCCAACCCAUGACCUUGGUGAGAACUAUUCUAGUUGAUGCAGGAAAAUUUAUACCUCCUGCUCCCUACCCUCCCCACCCUUUAGCUGCUGGAAGUAAGGGAAAGGGUGAGCGAGGUAAGAGGCCUUGCCCACCUCGCAUGACCCAUCUGCCAUCUCGACCUUGGUGAUUUGGUUUUCUGAGGGGUGGGAAGUAUAGCACGUGAUACCUGCACUUGGAUCGGUCUCCAAGGAGGACCAUUGUCCUGUGUUCCCCUUUUUGUCUCGGGGCUGUCUGACAAGGUUUUAAAGCGGGUCUGAUUUGGACCCGGCUUAAUUGGCUGUUGUGGCAAUCUUGUGGUUAGCUUGGAUGUGAAUGUUACUAAAAGUUGAUGGCACAUGGGUUGCGGAUGGAGGAUCCCACCUAGCUGGAAAAGGUUGCUUUUUUAACAUUACAAAGAAAUCUGGGUGGUAUGACCGUUUGAGUGUUGGCGACUGCUAAUAAAAACGGGGCUUAACACCAAAUACUAAAGCCUUGGGUUUUUUGCUUUAAUUCUUAAAUUUAAUUGCCACAUCCUACAUCUUUUUCCCCAUCUGGAAAUCCGAUUUAGACGGUUUGUGUGUGGGUAUAAUUUUUUUUUCCUUUAAUAUAAAAUUUCUAUGUCAA